AUAAGUUUGAUGGAUCGCGGCCGACACUAACACUGAAGCAGGAUUCGGUGGUCAGCCCUGCUGAUACGUCCGGCAGCAAUGAGGCCACGAGAGCUGAGAACUGGCCAAUAACUCAACCUGCACCUAUGGAACUUGAAGAAUCAGAGAAAAAAGCGAGCCCAUGCCUACAGACAGGUUCAGGACUGAAGAAUCUGAUAGCUAGCUCUAUUAUCUUCUCUGCUGGAAUUACAAUAGCUCUCAUUGUACAAAUAAGUGUUGGAACUACACAGAUUGACCCCCAUGGUGCUGUGAUAUCAGAUGUACCGCUGUGUUCUGGAAUUGGCAAAGACAUCCUACAGCAGGGUGGAACUGCUGUCGAGGCAGCUAUAACUACUGUUCUAUGUGUUGGACUAGUCAAUCCUCAUAGUACUGGUCUGGGCGGGGGAGGAUUCAUGUUGAUUAGAGAUUUUAAGCGCAACAAAGUUUCUGUGAUAGACUUUCGUGAGGUAGCACCGAAGAAAAUCACAGAAUAUCUUGGAGGAACAAAUGCUAGUCAUGAAGAUCUUCCAGUUGGAGGUAUUGUAGGCAUACCUGGAAUGCUUAAAGGGAUGGCCACUGCUCAUGAACAAUACAAAAAGUUGUCUUGGGAGAAGCUGUUCACACCAGUGAUACACUUAGCAGAGCAGGGCUUCGACUUAACAGCCGAUCUCGAGAAAGCGCUGAAGAAAUUUACGUAUGGCGAACUGUCUGCGUUCGGCAACAUGUCACUCUACUACACGUACAAUGGGAAGUGGAAGACAGCUGGUGACCUUGUGACACGGGUGGAUCUUGCCUCGUCGCUGCGGGUCAUCGCAAGCCAAGGGUCUGAUAGUUUCUAUGAAGGCGGGAUUGCAAAUAGCAUUGUGAGAGCGGUGUCUGCAGCAGGUGGUGUGAUGUCUAGAAACGAUCUUAAAACAUAUGAUGCGAUAGAGAGGUUACCGCUGUCAUUAAACAUCUCAGGGUAUAACAUGCGUACUGUUGGGGCACCUGCAUCCGGUGCAGUAGUCCUGUCUGCUCUUAACAUCCUCGAGGGAUUGGGUAUCAAAGCUGACAAUUUGAGGAGCAACUACACAUACCAUUGCAUCAUUGAAGCACUAAAAUUCGCAUUUGCACAGCAGUCUAGUCUAGGGGACCCAGACUUCCAACCACGUGUGGAUAAUAUAACCAAACUAAUGCUCGACAAGGAGGCAGCUGCUCUGCUCCGGAGCAAGAUCAGCGUCGAUUCGGUCAUCGGUGACUAUGAGCCAUUCGUAGAAGGCAGCGAGAGGCAGGGAACUGCACACGUAUCUGUCAUAGACCAGGACGACGUCGUGGUGUCCGUGACAAGUUCAUUGGGGUCUCCUUUCGGAUCUAAAAUCAUGACAAGCUCUGGUAUUCUGCUGAAUGAUGCCAUACUAGAUUUUGAUAGGAGUACACAUAAUCCGGAAAACCAGAUGAUGCCUGGUAAAAGACCUUUGUCCGAUAUGGCACCUCUCAUCUUCCAAAAACUAGACAAACCAUGUGGGCUUAGAGGAGCUAGCGGUGCCACGAAAGGAAGCCACAUCAUUAGCAGCCUCGUACAGGUAAUGGUUAGUAUCAUUAGUGGGGGAAGCUCUGUGACUGACGCGAUAGAGUCUCCUCGUCUCCACCCCGACGCACGCUCCAAUAAAGUCUACAUAGAAGAGGAUUUUCCGCGCAGUACAGUCGAUGGGCUGAAAGCGAAGGGACACAACAUAGAGAGUGUGCCGAAAGGAAUCGGUGUUGUUAACGUCCUCGACAAAACUGAAGAUAUCAUCGCAGGUCACGCCGACUCGCGGGGUACUGGUAAGAUCGCGAAGUACUAAUUUUCAUGUGUGUAACCUGUGUACCACUGUCACACUGAUAAGUAUCCGUAUGCCACCGCCUAACGUUGGUGAUAGAGAGACAAUACUUGGAGACUAGGUAAUAUUGUCAGAAGGGGAAAUGUUGGUGAUCACUGUCAUGUUGACUUCACGUGAUCGGGUUUGCCAAGUUAUGGAUGACCGAAAGGUCAUUUGUUUUCGCAGUUGACUUGCAGGUGAAAUGCUGGCUAACUACUGUUGUGACUGAUGCUGUUAUAGUUACGAUGGACACUAGUGACUAUGCAUCAAGUCUUAUAGUGGGCCUUGCUAACUAAGCGUCUAUUGUAAUAAAGAUGGUGUUAAUGUCGUGGAUGUGCUGUCAUGAAGUAAUUAUGGCUAGACUAAAUAUAUAUUUAGAGGGAAGAACUCGUGCCAUUAUUGCACAUUUGAUUAGGGGCAUGUGUUAUGUCAGUCGUAAAUACCAUUACGAAUAUCAUGGUAAGCACAUGUUUGUGCAGUUAGAUCAAAUGAAAAAAAGCAGUUUUAAAUGUGAAGUUUACAAUUGUCAUAUCAGAUUCCCAGUAAUCAUGCCGUGUUGAUUAUUUAUGCACUGAUUCUCUCUUGGGUAAAAUCAUGACAUCAUUUGUUGAAAAUUUUCCAGUUAUGAUCAAAUUAUGCAUUUCCAUUUAGAGAAUCUCAUCAAAUCCAUUAAUAUGAUGUUAAUAUAUUGUUGAUCUAAUACCUCAAGGUUAUGUGGAGCUGGGACCUUGUGUGGGCAUGCUGCUGCUAUAGUUUCUAUUUAUGGUGAGAGAACUGAGGAAACUUUUUCCAUUCCCCCAAUAGUCUAUAGUUUAUUUACCUCUUACCUGUGAUUAGCGAUUACUACUGUAUGUUUUUUUUUAUUUCACAGAUUUUUAAUGUCAAAUCAUUCUCAAACUUCAGAAUCUCUGAAUUACCUACCGUGUUGUGAUUUAUGUAAUGCUUCCAAUCUUCUUGUUUUUUUGUUAUUAUCGUUGUUGAUGAUUGAAUACAUUCCAAUGGACAGUGCAUGUGACUUUUCGAUUCUCAAUCCCAUCCAUUAUCUCGCGUAUUGCUUAGUCAAGCACAUCAAUUCCAUGCUAGUCUGUAUGCUGCUGCUGCCAAUGAUAUUAUAAAUAUUCUAACUAGAUGGCAGCUUCUUUUUGUUUGAUGUUACAAGAUAUUUCUUGUGCCCUGUAUUUUAGACCCUAAUAUAAAUAAAGUUGUUCUUUUUAUAGGCGAGCUCAGAAACAGACUAAAAAUAAUUGUGCCAUGGGCUCUAAUAGCGAAUGUAUUAUUAGUUCCUGCAAAACAACAAUACUUUUCUGUGUCGCAGUCACACUCAGAUGUUUAAUAAUAUGUGGGUAUGAGAAAUAAUAGUGUGUGAAUGAUCACUGGCGUUUCUGUGAAAGAAGCUGAGAAAAAGUCUACUUGUUUUAAUUAACAAUCACUCAAAAAUUCAAACAAGAAGAAAUCAGUAGUCAUUCUCACACCUUUCUUGCACACGUAUCUUCUAAUUCUUACAAACCUGACUAUCACAGUAAGGCAAGAAAUUGUUACGUUGCUUGCUUAUAAUACUUAACGUCAGUGCUAGAUAGGGAUGCAGUCGAGAUUUUUCUUUGUAGCAUUCCACAAUUUACAAAUGUAAGAGGUUUUUCAACCAAGGCAGUAUGACUUUUAUUACUGUUUUACAGAACAUUAUUUAUUAUGUUUAAUUUUGUAUUGUACCGUCUCGUAAUAUAAUAAAAAGGCAUGUUGUGCGUAAACAAUGCA
Molecule: messenger RNA, 3608 nt
Organism: Priapulus caudatus
Lineage: Eukaryota; Metazoa; Priapulida; Priapulimorpha; Priapulimorphida; Priapulidae
Product: gamma-glutamyltranspeptidase 1-like
Biological process (GO): glutathione catabolic process
Cellular component (GO): plasma membrane
Molecular function (GO): glutathione gamma-glutamate hydrolase
Source: RefSeq, a predicted model, not a curated record